This is a messenger RNA of Syzygium oleosum, 2908 nucleotides long. RefSeq names its product ATP-dependent RNA helicase DBP5-like. Gene Ontology annotation, cellular component: transcription export complex; THO complex. The record is from RefSeq and is a predicted model, not a curated record. NCBI's taxonomy places the organism in Eukaryota, Viridiplantae, Streptophyta, Magnoliopsida, Myrtales, Myrtaceae. Bases 109 to 2736 code for a protein of 875 amino acids. Gene Ontology annotation, molecular function: RNA helicase activity; nucleic acid binding; ATP binding. Gene Ontology annotation, biological process: mRNA export from nucleus. The transcript has 20 exons.
CACCAAAGCCUGAACCUCAGAACGCUCGACGGCGGUCAACACUCGACAGGAGCUCGCAAAAGAGUCAACUUUCCGGCGGUUCGGAGAAUCCGGAAGAAGCUGCCGACGAUGUGCGGCGACGCGACGGGCUGGGACGAGGAGGCCUACCGGGAGAGCGUCCUGAAGGAGAGGGAAGUCCAGGCCCGCACCGUGUUCCGCGCCAUCUUCCCUCCCUCCCGGAACCCUAGCCCCGACGCCGUCGUCGUCGCCGCCAGCGACGGCUCCGUCGCCUCCUACUCCAUCUCUUCCUGCUUGUCCGAUCACAGACGGCAGUCAUUGCGCUUUGGGGACACGAAGACUCAAAACGUGUUAGAGGCUGAACCUGCUUGUUUCCUUCAAGGGCACGAUGGACCUGCCUAUGAUGUCAAAUUUUAUGGUGAUGGCGAAGAUUCGCUUCUACUGAGUUGUGGUGAUGAUGGACGGAUUCGGGGGUGGAUGUGGAGAGACAUUAUGAGCUCAGAGGCGCAUGAACGUUCACAAGGAAACAGUGCAAGACCAGUACUUGAUUUGGUGAAUCCUCAAAGUAGAGGUCCUUGGGGUGCCCUUUCACCAAUCCCUGAGAACAAUGCCCUGGCUGUAGAUGUUAAGCGGGGAUCCAUUUAUGCUGCAGCUGGUGAUUCUUGUGCAUAUUGUUGGGACGUGGAGUGUGGUCAAAUAAAGAUGGUUUUCAAAGGGCAUUCUGACUACCUGCACUGUAUAGUUGCACGGAACUCUUCGAGUCAGAUUGUAACAGGUUCAGAGGAUGGGACAGCAAGAAUAUGGGAUUGCAGAAGUGGUAAGUGUGUCCAAGUAAUUGAUCCAGACAAAGACCGUAAGAAAGGUUUCUUCUCAAGUGUUAGUUGCCUUGCUCUUGAUGCAAGUGAGAGUUGGUUGAUCUGUGGUCGGGGUCGGGAUUUAUCUAUCUGGAGUAUAUCUGCUUCUGACUGCAUAGCAAAAAUCUCAACCAGUGCUCCUGCGCAGGAUGUCUUAUUUGAUGAUAAUCAGAUAUUAGAGGUUGGAGCUGAACCUUUGAUCAGUCGUUUAGACAUGAAUGGGGCGGUUCUUUCUCAAAUGUAUUGUGCGCCUCAGUCGGUGUUUUCGGUUUCUCUGCAUCAAUCUGGUGUAACUGCAGUCGGGGGUUAUGGAGGCCUAGUCGAUGUGAUCUCCCAGUUCGGGAGCCACCUUUGCACAUUUCGUUUGCUAAGGCCGCCCCUUGGAGGAAAUAUCGUUGCUUCAGAGAUCCUGUGCUUUUGCGUUUUAUUGCUCUUGGACACUCGUUUUCCAAUCGAAGGGAACCUUUUCAAUUGUACGGGAGCUCCCCACCCGCCGCCGCCACCGCCCCCGCCCCCGCCCCCGAUCGCCGCCAGCUUCUCCGGCCGCCUUCCCCUUAUCUUGAUCGAUCGAUCCGCCGACCGGCCGGCCGAUCCCUCCCCUCUCUUCUCCCCGUUCCGUCCGAAGCAGCCGUCGACAUCAGCAAUGGCAGGAGUGGCCCCAGAAGGUUCGGCAUUCGACUCUCGUCAGUACGAUGCUAAGAUGAGUGAGAUACUUUCGGCCGAUGGGGAGGAUUUCUUCACAUCUUAUGAUGAGGUGUAUGAGAGUUUCGAUGCUAUGGGCUUGCAAGAGAAUCUCCUGAGGGGCAUUUACGCAUAUGGGUUUGAGAAACCCUCAGCAAUUCAGCAGAGGGGAAUUGUACCAUUCUGCAAAGGUUUAGAUGUUAUUCAACAGGCUCAAUCAGGAACUGGAAAGACAGCCACUUUCUGCUCCGGCAUUUUGCAACAACUUGAUUACGGUUUGGUGGAGUGCCAGGCUUUGGUUCUGGCACCCACUAGGGAACUUGCACAGCAGAUUGAGAAGGUCAUGCGAGCUCUUGGAGACUAUCUUGGUGUCAAAGUACAUGCUUGUGUUGGUGGAACCAGUGUUCGUGAAGACCAACGAAUCCUUUCUAGUGGGGUUCAUGUUGUAGUUGGUACUCCUGGACGUGUAUUUGACAUGCUCCGAAGACAGUCCCUUCGUCCUGAUCACAUCAAGAUGUUUGUGCUAGAUGAGGCAGAUGAAAUGCUUUCACGUGGUUUCAAGGAUCAGAUCUACGACAUUUUCCAGCUUCUUCCAUCAAAAAUUCAGGUUGGUGUAUUCUCUGCCACAAUGCCACCUGAAGCCCUCGAGAUUACGAGGAAGUUUAUGAACAAACCUGUUAGGAUUCUUGUGAAGCGAGAUGAGCUCACUCUGGAAGGUAUCAAGCAGUUCUAUGUCAAUGUCGAUAAGGAGGAAUGGAAGCUUGAGACUCUUUGUGAUCUAUAUGAAACUCUAGCUAUUACCCAAAGUGUCAUCUUUGUAAACACCAGGCGCAAAGUUGACUGGCUGACGGACAAAAUGAGGAGCAGAGACCACACUGUAUCAGCCACCCAUGGAGAUAUGGACCAGAAUACCAGAGACAUCAUCAUGCGUGAAUUUCGCUCGGGAUCAUCCCGCGUGCUAAUCACCACAGAUCUUUUGGCCCGUGGUAUCGACGUGCAGCAAGUCUCUCUUGUUAUUAAUUAUGACCUGCCGACACAGCCCGAGAACUAUCUUCAUCGCAUAGGGCGUGGUGGAAGGUUCGGAAGGAAAGGUGUGGCCAUCAACUUUGUUACGAAGGAUGAUGAGAGGAUGCUGUCUGACAUCCAGAGGUUCUACAACGUGGUCAUUGAGGAGCUGCCAGCAAAUGUUGCAGAUCUCCUGUAAUAGGAUUUUGCGUUCGGUGGUAGGGAGCGUGAGAACCCAUCUUGUGAAAGAGUAACUCGUUGUGCUAUGCUUUUGUUUUAACUUAUCUUGUCUUAUAGGCACAGCCUUCAUCAUAAUUUUGAAACUGGAACUUUGAUAUUUGAGUGAUAUGACAUGUAAGCUUGCAUUUGCA